CGGAAGAUUAAGCUCAACCUAAGUCAUUGUUUCAACUUUUUAGAAAUUACGAAGGCUUAAGCAAUAUGGUAUAUGGACCUCAUUUUCUUCUCUUUCAAUGCUUCCAAUGGUAGGCUUUAAUAAAACCUGCUCCUCCUUGCCAAGAUAAUCGAUUCAUUAUGUGUUCUUAAUUAAGACGAUACAUAUAUAUAUAGUUGUGUAUUUAUAUUUAUUUAUAUUUUAAAAACUGUCAUUUAUCACAUCAUUUCUAUGGAGAUUUCUUGUUUAAAAUUUUGGAAGAAUGGCAAUUUUCUUAAUCAAAGACUUGUUUUGUGUUUCAAUCUAAUGACCCCUCUUUUCGCAGGGCUGAUGGAAGAAGAGAUGUCGAAUAUGGUUGAGGAUGCCAAAGCAAUUGCAGAGGCUUCAGAUUGGAGGAGCCUUGGAUAUGCAACUACCCAUGCCGGAAAGUGUCCAAGAAAUGACGACAACAGACCAGCCUCAACAAAAUUUAAAGGGGUUGUGCCACAGCCAAACGGCCACUGGGGGGCCCAAAUCUAUGCAAAUCACCAGAGGAUUUGGCUGGGAACCUUCAAAACCGAGAUUGACGCUGCCAUGGCCUACGACAGCGCAUCGAUGAAGCUCCGAAAUGGGGAUGGUUACAGAAACAUUCCAUGGACCAAUACAAGCAUUCAUGAGCCUGAGUUCCAGAGCCUCUACAGUACAGAAACAAUUUUGAACAUGAUCAGGAACGGAUCCUACCCCUCCAAAUUCUCGAAUUAUCUGAAGAGCCGGUGGUCGGAACACGAACUAGGUCUCAAUCUAACGAGGGUGCAUGGGCAUGCAGCAGGUUUCUCUUGCAGGUUUGUAUUCCAGAAGGAACUAACCCCAAGUGAUGUGGGGAAGCUCAAUAGGCUUGUCGUGCCCAAGAGAUACGCGGCUAAGUAUUUCCCUCCUAUUACAGAAGAGAAUUUGGAUGGAGGAAUGGUGGAUGAGGUGCACCUCUUCUUCUAUGACAAGCAAAUGAAGCUAUGGAAAUUUCGUUACUGCUUCUGGAAGAGUAGCCAGAGUUGUGUCUUCACAAAAGGUUGGAGCAACUUUGUGAAGGAAAAGGGAUUGAAGGCAAAUGACAUCAUUUCUUUCUACACAUGCCAGGGUCAAGAUGAGGGGAAAGAAAGGCAGGCUUUCUGGGUGAUUGACAUCAAUUAUGCUGGGUGGUGUUCAAGAAACGCUAACGCGGCUGAGGGGAACCACCAAGCUGCCGAUAUGCAAAUGGAUCUAUGUUCUCAAUGCGAUUUAGCUAAGGAUGACGAGGAUGAACAAGAGUUGGAAGAUCCUAAGGUACUACUGCAUGAAGGGUUGUGGGAAGAACCGAGUGGGAAGAAAAGAAUUAGACUUUUUGGGGUUGAGAUUGAUUGAGGAACUUUGGUUCUCUUCUUUUGGUCUUAUUGGAAGAGAGUGAAGAGUUAAUUUGACCAUCAAGUUAAACUCUUUCAUGACAAAAUUUUGGAUUGAAAUUUAAGUCUUCUGUUUAUUGUCCAUGAAAGGAAGAAUCAACCCCACAUUGAUCAAUCAAAUUUUUUCAAGUGAUAAGUGGAUAAA
This is a messenger RNA of Diospyros lotus (date-plum), 1578 nucleotides long. Its product is annotated as AP2/ERF and B3 domain-containing transcription factor At1g50680-like. NCBI's taxonomy places the organism in Eukaryota, Viridiplantae, Streptophyta, Magnoliopsida, Ericales, Ebenaceae. The record is from RefSeq and is a predicted model, not a curated record. Bases 250 to 1395 code for a protein of 381 amino acids. The transcript has a single exon. Gene Ontology annotation, biological process: regulation of DNA-templated transcription. Gene Ontology annotation, molecular function: DNA-binding transcription factor activity; DNA binding.